AUGGCUAAAUCAAGCGCUGAUGACGCUGAGCUCCGCCGAGCUUGCCAGGCUGCAAUUGAGGGCACUAAGCAUAAGGUCGUUCUCUCCAUCCGAACUGUGAAGACUCACGGCACCUGGGGAAAAUCUGCCAAGCUUGGACGUCAAAUGGCUAAGCCUAGGGUUCUCGCUCUCUGCACAAAAGCAAAAGUUCAGCGGACAAAAGCUUUUCUUCGAGUUUUAAAGUAUUCAUCGGGAGGAGUUCUUGAGCCUGCUAAGAUAUACAAGCUGAAGCACAUCUCGAAAGUGGAAGUUGUUUCAAAUGAUCCCAGUGGAUGUACAUUUACGCUGGGAUUUGAUAACCUUAGAAGCCAGAGUGUGGCUCCUCCACAGUGGACUAUGCGCAAUACUGACGACAGGAAUCGCCUCCUGCUUACUAUCUUAAAUAUCUGCAAAGAUGUCCUGGGUCGCCUUCCUAAGAUUGUUGGUAUUGAUGUUGUGGAGAUGGCACUUUGGGCUAAGGAAAAUAAACCUGCAGUUUCCACUCAAAGUAACCAACAAGAUGGUGCUUCUGUUGAAUCUGCCGUGACUGAUGCAGAAUUGAAAGUCAAUGUUGAGAAGGAACUUGUCAGCCAGGAAGAGGAAGAGGACAUGAAGGCUCUUUUGGGAAAUUAUAUCAUGGGUAUUGGAGAAGCAGAGGCAUUUUCUGAAAGGUUAAAAAGAGAGCUCCAGGCUCUAGAAGCAGCAAAUGUGCACGCCAUUUUAGAAAGUGAACCUUUGAUAGAUGAGGUGUUGCAAGGGCUUGAAGCAGCAACUAUUUGUGUCGAAGACAUGGAUGAGUGGUUAGGCAUGUUCAAUGUAAAACUCCGACACAUGAGGGAAGAUAUUGAAUCAAUUGAAACCCGCAACAACAAGUUGGAAAUGCAAUCAGUAAAUAACAAAUCUCUCAUUGAAGAGCUUGAUAAGCUUCUUAAGCAAUUGAGUAUCCCGGAUGAGUACUCCGCGUGCUUGACAGGAGAUUCAUUUGAGGAUGCGCCGGUGCUUCAAAAUAUAGAAGCGUGUGAGUGGUUGACAACUGCAAUGCGUGGUCUAGAAGUGCCUCACAUAGAUCCUACUUAUGCAAAGAUGAGAGCAGUUAAAGAGAAGCGAGGAGAACUUCAAAUAAUAAAGUCUACUUUUGUUGGGAGAGCUUCUGAAUACGUGAGAAGUUACUUUGCUACUUUUGUGGACUUCAUGUUAAAUGACAAAAAUUACUUUUCUCAGCGUGGACAGUUGAAAAGGCCAGAUCAUGCUGACUUACGGUACAAGUGCAGGACAUAUGCCCGCCUUCUGCAGCAUUUAAAGAUUCUUGAUAAGAAUUGCUUGGGCCCACUGAGAAAAUCUUAUUGCAGUUCUCUAAAUCUGCUUCUUCGCAGGGAGGCCCGCGAGUUUGCCAAUGAACUUCGUGCUAGUACUAAAACUUCUAAAUCUACAACUGUUUGGCUUGAAAGUUUCACAGGUUCUGGUCAAAAUGUAAAUUCUACGGACACUUCUACAGUUACUGAUGCAUAUGCCAAAAUGCUCACAAUUUUUAUUCCACUUCUGGUGGAUGAGAGCACUUUUCUUGCACACUUCUUGUGCUUCGAAGUACCUACACUUGUUGAUGGUAAUAAAAAUGGACACAAUGACGAUGCUAAUGAUGAUUUGGGAAUUAUGGACAUUGAUGAGAAUGACAGUAAAUCCAGUAAAAAUCCUGCGGAUGUUGCAGCUUUAAAUGAAUCACUUCAGGAUUUGCUUGAUGGGAUUCAAGAAGACUUCUAUGCUGUUGUGGAUUGGGCAUAUAAGAUUGAUCCCUUAUGCUGCAUAUCAAUGCAUGGAACUACAGAACGCUAUCUCUCUGGUCAGAAAGCUGAUGCAGCAGGAUUUGUACACCUUUUGCUCGAUGACCUGGAGUCUCGAAUAUCUAUACAGUUCAGCCGUUUUGUUGAUGAAGCUUGCCAUCAGAUUGAAAGAAAUGAGCGCAAUGUUCGCCAAACGGGUGUCCUACCGUACAUUCCCAGAUUUGCCUCCCUUGCAACCCGGAUGGAGCAGUAUGUUGCGGGACAGUCGAGGGAUUUGGUUGACCAAGCAUACACAAAACUUGUUAGCAUAAUGUUUGUAACUUUGGAAAAAAUUGCACAGAUAGAUCCAAAGUAUGCAGAUAUUUUUCUUAUAGAGAACUAUGCUGCUUUUCAGAAUAGUUUGUAUGAACUUGCCAAUGUUGUGCCCACUUUAGCCAAGUUUUAUCAUCAGGCUAGUGAAGCCUAUGAGCAAGCUUGCACACGCCAUAUUAGUAUGAUUAUCUACUAUCAAUUUGAACGCCUUUUUCAGUUUGCUCGAAGGAUUGAGGACUUAAUACUCAAUAAUGUUGCCCCUGAAGAGAUACCUUUCCAGCUUGGGCUGUCCAAAGUGGAUCUUCGGAAGACCCUAAAAUCCAGCUUAUCCGGGGUGGACAAGUCCAUUGCAGCAAUGUAUAAGAAAUUGCAGAAGAACUUGACUUCGGAGGAACUGCUACCCUCCUUGUGGGAUAAAUGCAAGAAGGAUUUUCUCGAUAAGUACGACAGUUUUGUCCAACUUGUCGCCAAGAUUUACCCAGCUGAGUCAGUCCCAUCUGUUGCAGAGUUGCGAGACCUUUUAGCUACCAUGUAAAGAUUUGUGUACCUGGACUUUCUUUCCAUUUCUCUUUUUAACUAGAUACUUUCUUUCCAUCUAUUU
Messenger RNA from Abrus precatorius (Indian licorice), 2709 nucleotides. Its product is annotated as exocyst complex component SEC3A-like. Gene Ontology annotation, molecular function: phosphatidylinositol-4,5-bisphosphate binding. NCBI's taxonomy places the organism in Eukaryota, Viridiplantae, Streptophyta, Magnoliopsida, Fabales, Fabaceae. The transcript is spliced from 25 exons. Bases 1 to 2643 code for a protein of 880 amino acids. Gene Ontology annotation, biological process: exocytosis; Golgi to plasma membrane transport. The record is from RefSeq and is a predicted model, not a curated record. Gene Ontology annotation, cellular component: plasma membrane; exocyst.